Molecule: messenger RNA, 624 nt
Organism: Colletotrichum lupini
Lineage: Eukaryota; Fungi; Ascomycota; Sordariomycetes; Glomerellales; Glomerellaceae
Exons: 1
Coding region: 1-624 (207 amino acids)
Molecular function (GO): carbon-sulfur lyase activity
Source: RefSeq, a predicted model, not a curated record
AUGUCUUCCAUCGCCAGAGAUGACAAGACCUCACCGUCAUUCAUCCCUCUUGCCGGCGUAGCUCAGGACGGCUGGUCAACGGAGAAUGAAGCAACGGCAACGUGCCUCUGUGGCGCCGUUCAGCUCUCAUUUGUAAGAUUCCACAUCAAUUCAUCCCAUAACACCAACCCAAAGCCCAAGAAUCAUCGCACUAACAGCCCCUAUCAGCCAACCCAAGGCCGCGGCCUCCUCAAUCGCUUCAUCUGUCACUGCACAGACUGCCGCAAAAUCUCCUCCUCAAUGUUUUGCUCCAACUUCUCCGUUGCCGACAGCUACCUCCGCCACAUCCGCGGUAAGGAGAACCUGAAGUCUUUCAGCCAGUCUCGAACCAUCGCGACUGGCAACGAUAUGGCAAAUCACUUCUGCGGCACCUGUGGCACGCUCAUGUACCGCGUCAGCUCCGGUCUACCAGGUAUGAGCAUUCUCAGGCUCGGUACUGUCGAUGAUUUCCGCCUCGUGGAGACGAAGCUCAGGCCGCAGGUCGAGCAGUUUAUCGACACGCGCGCAUCUUGGUUGAAGCCGGUUGAGGGCGUCAUGCAGUUGGAUCGGAUGCUUACAGCACAAGACAUCAAGAGUCUUUUAUAG